CCAAAUACAUAAAGCAAACCAAUCUUACGUCCUCACGAUGACGUCACCAAGAUGCCCUACAGUUGCCACGUGGCGCAAGCAAAGAAGCUUCGUGACAUCCUCAAGGAAAGUGUAUAUGAAGGAGCGAUUUAAAAAAGAAAAAAGAAAAAAGGAAAAGAAAAUAUUAUAUGUUUUUUACUAUUUAUAUGUAGAAACCAUGCCUAACAAGUAACAACCAAUUAAGCACGCCCUGUCUUUACUUCUACCAUUUUCCCACUUGCAGCUUUGUAGCUUUCUGGCAAUAAUGGACUGUCUUCAGAAUCCAAACCCUAGCUCUGCCGGCCCUUAUCACUUUGGAGAGAGCAUCGAUCCUUCCAUGGAUUUUGAUGAGUUUUCAGACUAUUUCAUGCUUGAUUAUGAUGUUGAUGAUCAUCAAGAUUCUUCGUCUUUAAGCACCGUGUCGCCGGAGAAGUUCAUGGCUGACCGCUCUACUGGAUCCAGUGGUGGUGCAACAUCAAGAAAUAGCAACAAUAAUAUGAAAUGCAGAAAUGAGGGGAGGAGAAACAAGAUAGAAAUGGGUCAUAGGGUUGCUUUCAGAACUAAAUCGGAGCUGGAGGUUAUGGAUGAUGGAUUCAAGUGGAGGAAGUACGGAAAGAAGUCAGUCAAGAACAGCCCAAAUCCAAGAAAUUACUACAAAUGUUCAAGUGGAGGGUGCAAUGUAAAGAAGAGGGUGGAGAGGGACCGAGAAGACUCGAGCUAUGUGAUAACCACAUACGAUGGAGUGCACAAUCAUGAGAGCCCUUGUGUGGUAUAUUACAACCAGAUGCCUCCUCCUGUGGAUCCCAACAACAUUUGGACUUUGCGAGCUUCUUCACAGUCUUCGGCUUCCUCAUAGUUUGCUCCUUUAUUAAUUAUAUGCUAUUUAUAUAUAUAUAUAUAUAUAUAUAUGUAAUCUCACCAAAAUGGGGCUCGAAAAUUAUUUAGAUCAUUGUACAUGAUUUAUAUGAUUGUUGUUGUUGAAGAGAAUGAGAUAUGCUGGCUGGAAGAGAAGUGGGAUACACUCAUGUUAUAAGGGUAAAUGACAUGUGUAUUGUAAAAAAUUUAUGUCUUGUAUGAGUUUGAUCGGGCGAUUUAGUUGAUUCGGCCGGAUUGAUACUCACCCUUAUGUAUGAUAGGUGCAUGCAUACAAAAACUCCUCAAGGACUUGGAGAGUGCUAAAAUAUGAAUAUGAUUUGAAUGUAUUUGGUUUUUUUUA
Prunus persica (peach) is the source of this 1234-nucleotide messenger RNA. Its product is annotated as probable WRKY transcription factor 51. Gene Ontology annotation, molecular function: DNA-binding transcription factor activity; sequence-specific DNA binding. Gene Ontology annotation, biological process: regulation of DNA-templated transcription. Lineage: Eukaryota; Viridiplantae; Streptophyta; Magnoliopsida; Rosales; Rosaceae. The coding region runs from base 284 to 874 and encodes 196 amino acids. The transcript is spliced from 3 exons. The record is from RefSeq and is a predicted model, not a curated record.